AAGCCAUUGUUACUGCACUUGUGACAGUAUUUUCCACCAUCGAAACCCUUUUUUAUCUGGUAUGUCUUCGAGAUGGCUUUGAUAAUAGUUUCAUCCAUGUGGAAGUGCUAUAGAUUAGAAAUGUUGUUUGGAAAACGGUUCUUUAGUUGAUUGAAAGGUGGGAAGAUGGUGGAAUGUACUAGAUACAACAGUUAUCGACAUUGAAGAAGUUGCAGACACGAUAACUCAUUCGACCUUGGACCAACACAGGUAUUGCUUUCCGUGUUUUUUUCGAUUUCGUUGGCACGGUGAUAAUUACAAAUCGUUUUUGAAUUGAGAGAUGCUUGACAAAGAUCAUAAUCAUAUGAAGGGAAUUCUUGAUCAAUACGAAGUUGUUGAAUGUUUGGGAAAAGGAUGUCAAGGAACAUCAUAUAAGUUGAGACGUCGAGAUAAUUUCGAAUAUUUUGUAUUAAAGAUGAUAGAGUGUAGAAGUCUAGACCAUGGAUAUUUAUUGUGUGAGGAGUUUUAUCAUAUUCAGAAGUUCAUACAUCCAUACUUAUCAAGAAUUUUAGAAAUUCAUAUGUCAAUGAACUCAGAAAACUCGGCAAUUUAUGUGUCUGUUAUCCGUAACUAUAUCGAUCUGCCAAGCUUAGACUCCAUAAUUAAAGACAACAUAGAAAAAUCUAGGUUGGAGUGGAAUUUAAUAUACCGAAUGUUUGGAAGCGUGCUGACUGUUAUAACUUCACUGAAAAAAGCGAAUUGUGGCUCUAUCUAUUUUCAUCCUGGUAAUAUUUUUCUUAGUGAGAAAGGAUUUUUUAUGACGGAUAUUUGGGGUCCGAAUCUGAUGAAGUAUGCUCGUGGAGUAGAUGUUUAUGUGCAAUCAUUUGAAUACAUAAUGAAUCCCGAUCUUUUAGGUGAAUUAGCCAUUGAAUGUCCUCCAGAUGAACUCCCGCGAAGACGUUUACCCAGAUACAUUGAAUGGUGUGCUCCUGAAACAAGUCAGUUUGAAUUUACUGAUAAAUCUGAUGUAUGGACUUUGGGGUGUAUAAUCACUAUUCUAAUAUAUAUUAAAUAUUUAUUCAAAAAUAAAGAGAUUUUAGCAGUUGAUCAACUCAAAGCAAAAGAAAAUAUAUUUCACCAUUUAUCGUCUACAGAAGAAUUAGAAACACACAAAGAACUGUUUAAGUUACUUUCUCAAAUGAUGAAAAACAAUCCAUCUGAGCGUAUAAGCUUAAAUGAUCUUUUAGACGAUUUAUAUGUUCAAGUACUUUUGAAACAUACAAAUCCAGAAUUUAUUAUGAGAGCUAAACGAUGCAUUGUAACAGUAACUGACAAACCGUUCCCAGUGAAUGAUACUAUGGAAGCAAAAAUCAAAUAUCUUCAUGUCAAUUGGCAACAUGAGAAUUGUAUUGAGAAAGCUGUUGUUUGGUUUGCAGAAAAUAUUCUGAAUGAUAAUCAUAUUAACUUAACACAUAGAUUAUCAUCUCAUUUAUUUCAGCUAAUGUAUUUACAUCAAGCUAAUUUGUCAAUUAUUACAUCAUCUUUAAAGAUAAUAAUUCAUUCUGUUGAAAAUGAACAGUUAGAAUCUAUGUUAACAUGUUCAAGACAUCCUUGUGAAGAUGUUAGUAACCGAUCUUUUUCUUCUUCUUCGUCUUCAUCAUCAUCAUCAUCUUUAUAUAAACUAUUAAAAGAAAGUAACCACUUUAAAAAGAUUUGUAAAAUAAACAAUUUAUAUCUUGUAUUAAUCAUAAUGCAAAACUAUUUACAACAUGUCAAUGUACAGAGAUUAGGCUUAAAUUUUUUCAAUUCACUUAUCCAUAGAAAUUAUUCUACAUUUAUUAAUUUAAAUAUAAUAAAUGAUUAUUUACAAAUAAAUAAUAAAAUAUUUAAAAAGCUUCAUACAAUUAAUUUAUGUCAUCAUUUGAUUGAAUUAUUAAAUUAUACAACUAAUAAAGAUAUAAUUAAAAUAGGUAUUAGUUAUUUAUGGAAAUUUUGUAUCUAUGAACCGAUUGCUCUACAAGCAGCCGAUAAAGGCGCAUUAUCUAUCACUGUGCAACUAAUGGAGUCCAAUCAUUUUGACAGUGAAGUUUUUACUAAUGGUUCUAUGAUUAUUGUAUCUUUAUUACGUAUUGAUAAAAUUAAAAGGCAAAUUACAGAAUACAAUAAGUUAAUGUAUAUUCUACUGCAUGGUUUAAUUCGAUUUAAAAAUUUACCAAUAACUAUUUGGAAUAUAUGUCUAUGCUUACAAACUGUGAUAUCUUUGUCUGAAUAUUUUGCUUUACAAUUUACUGAUGAAAUGGAAGAAGAUGAACCAAAGGACGAGAAGAAAAAUGGAUUUGAUAUAUUAUAUUUAAUUUAUAACAUACAUCCUGAUAAUACAACGAUUACUGAAGCACUACUUAAACCAAUCACAUCACUAAUGAAAUAUGACAUUUUUAAGAAAACAUUCCAACUGGUAAUGUAGAUAUUUUAAAACGGAAUACCUAGAUAUCACAGUGGAUCGCACAUUGUGUCAUUUGCCUCACAGUAAUCAACGAUGAGGAUAAUAGACUGGUUAUUGUUGAAAUCCAUGUAUGAUUAAGUGAUGUUCUAUAAAUUUUCGUUUUGAUUGUGUAAUUAUUUUUUACCAGUAAGUAUAAACUAUACAUUUUAUCAUGUACAUACGUAUUGGCAAAUCUGAACCUGGUAAUAUGUGCAUACAUAACUUGUAUUGAUUCAUUUGUACAAUCUAUUCGAAUAUACAUUUUUCAGGUUAAUGUGAAAACUAUGUUCUUUUACACUUCACUAACUAUGAUUUUAUUUCUACUACUCUCUAUGAUACCAUUACUAUAAGAUUAAUGUAUUCCUGAUAAAAAUGAAAAGAACAAAAACAACACAACUUAUUUCAAGUGAUUUAGCCAACAAAUGGUAUUAAUUUGAACAUAUAUUUCAUCACCAGCUGAUAAAAAAACAGGGUGAAAUUAACGUUUCAAAUUCCACUACAAGUCACAGUUUAUCCAUUCUAAAAGGCAAAGUACCAACUAUCCACUCUUGAUCAGUUAGAUCCACGAAGUAUAGACUGAGAGUUAGGUUUUCGUGAAAGUUGUACUAUUAUAGUAAACGAAAACAUUGGUGGGGACAAUCAAAUAUAUUUCAGUAUAACAUCACAGAAUAUCUAAGUAUCAAGUUAACGUUAUUAUUAUCAUUAUUUUUAAUACUACUAUUAUUACUUUGACGACUUUAUAACCAAAAUUUACAUGUUUAUAACCUUUUUAAAUUAAAAAAAUGUCAACGUCGCAAUAUGAUUUAACUAAUCAUGAGGGAAUUUUCGGAGUUCUAGUGAGAGCUAAGCCAUGUCUGGUAGAGACAGGUAUCUAUCUCAGUACAAUGGAAGAUGGUCCCACAAUUUCAUGGAUUGGUUGAAGUUAGACAUUAACACCACUGAAUGCAGGGUCAAUGUUCCAGAGGCUAAGUGUUCACAUGCGAGAUCGAAGGUCCUGGGUUCGAACUGUUUUGGAGCGCGAUCAUGGAUGCGCACUGCUGAGAAGUCCUGUAAUAAAACUAAACAACUAUUCAGUGCUUCCAGGUUUUCAUUGAAAUAAAAGCACAACACAAUAUACUGAACAUAUUCGUGAUAACAGAACAAAGUGAAAACGAUAUCCAAAAAGACUUCAAUAAAAUGAUUUUAGUUUUCUUUUAGUAGAUUUUUAUUUAGAUUUUCAUAAUGUUCGGUAUAGAUUUUUGAAUUUGUUUUUUUUUCCAACACUAUGUACUACCAAACGGUAGAUUAUCAUUACUUCCAGUCAAUAUUCAUUUGUUAUUUGAAUUAGUCAUUAUUGCGUUUUGUUCAAUAUCCAAUUGUUUACUUCAAGGUGGUUAUGAUUUUAAUGAUUAAAAUAAACCUAAACAGAUAACUUUCCAGUCAUUUUUCAAUAUUCAUAUUCUUGAAAAAUCAAUCAGAUGAUAGACAAUGAUAGAUAACAAAUUUAGAAAGUUAUCACGGAGACAAACAUCAAUAUUGUCUCUUCAUCAUUAUAUAUUUAUUUUAUGGAAUCUAUUACACGAGUUUAUUAUCAAUGUUUUCAGAUAGCCUUUCUAUAGUUACUAGAAUGAGAAUGGUAUUAUUAGAACGAAAAGUCUUAUAGAUAAUGCAAAGAAUCUGCUAAAUACAAUGGAAAACUGAAAUGCUUGGAAAAUAAACAUUUUAAUUCUGUUUAAUAGAACAAAUAAUAAUUAUGCAAAUAAAUCUAUUUGUUUAGUAUUUAAAACAUACUUUUUGAUAGUCAUAUUUUUUGAUGAUUAAGCUUAUUUCACCGUCUUCAAAAUAAUGCAAUAUUUUCAAUUGUUUAAUAAUUGAAUUCAUGAGUCAAUUGCAGCUUGAUCACCAUGGAAAAAACUGGAAGUACGGGACGGUCGUUUUACCUUGGUAUAGGACUCCUCAGUAGUGCAC
Molecule: messenger RNA, 4408 nt
Organism: Schistosoma haematobium
Lineage: Eukaryota; Metazoa; Platyhelminthes; Trematoda; Strigeidida; Schistosomatidae
Exons: 17
Coding region: 320-2443 (707 amino acids)
Biological process (GO): protein phosphorylation
Molecular function (GO): protein serine/threonine kinase activity; ATP binding
Source: RefSeq, a predicted model, not a curated record